Molecule: messenger RNA, 1636 nt
Organism: Saccostrea echinata
Lineage: Eukaryota; Metazoa; Mollusca; Bivalvia; Ostreida; Ostreidae
Exons: 6
Coding region: 38-1015 (325 amino acids)
Source: RefSeq, a predicted model, not a curated record
AUAUGCAGUUUGCAACAAAAAAUUGCAGUCCAAAGAAAUGGGAUCUCUGUCUAACUUCAGUAUUUCCUUAUCUUGGAAUACUACGGUCAUUGUGGAUGAAGAAGAAUGCAUUGUUAGCUUGAAGUCAUAUUGUUUUCUUGAUAAGAAAAACAAAUCUUAUCUGAACUGCCACAAUGGAACUAUGUUAACAAAAACCUCCAAUGAUGAAACUACUAAACGUAAUAAUGAUCCCUCGAGCUCAAACGAGGAGAGAAAAGAGACUGAUAUUGAAAAUGAUGAAAUUGCUUCUGCAUCAGAAACACCAUUCGAAAUGUCGACAACUUUUUUGCGAUGCCUAGGCAUUACACAAAAGGAAAUAGACAUAAGGAUGUGUACGAAGAAAAUGCGAUAUGGCAGAAUGCCAUGGACCCUUCCUGAUAGUUGUACAAAACCAGGUAUUCUUGUGUUGACACAUUUUGUUGCAGCAGCGAUUGGUGCCGGAAUCUUAUACUGUGCACUCUUUAUGAAAAAAAUUAAACGCACAUUAAACGAUAAAAAUAAAGAAGAAGGAAACAAAGGCAUCAGCAAUGCCUCAUAUAAUAUACAGAAAGGUUCGGCUGAAGGAAUGUCAGCUCCAUGCUUCAGUCAUCAAGAUGAAGGCGUCUAUUGUGAAGUGGCAGAUAAACCACGAUCAUUACCUUCUCAAACCAACUUCUCGUAUUCCCUCGCUGUCGAUUCUGCAUUAGAAAGCCUGAAAAACACCGGACUUCCAGAUAUUCCACAGCAGACUAAGAAAACUAACGAUCUAUAUCUAACCCCUAUAAGUAGAUCUCUACCACAUGAAUAUCUUGGUUCGUCGGGAAAGGUUAUUACAGAAUCGUCCGCCAUGGAUGAAAAAGAGCGGCGCUGGACAAACGACAGUAAAAGUGAAAUCAAUGUCAUGAAUGAGGCCGACAGAUUGAAAGAUACUUUUGAUACUGAGUCGUCCGAGCAAUACUUUGUUCUUGAGAAAGGAUCCGACAUGGAUCUCAAGUAAAACGAACUUAAAAAAGCUCAAUUCGUGUACGAAAGAGGACAUGUGAUGUAAAUUGUCACAUUUUUGUAAUAACAUGCAGAUAUUGAAAAACUAUAAAUCUGAUCUCUCAUUACAUAUGUAUUAACAUUUGUGUUCGUCAUUAUUUACAUAUAUAUAGAAUAAGGCUUUCUAUUAUAUAAUGACAUGCAUCCUUAUGUAUUGUAGAUUGUAUUUUGUUGAAAUAAUUUUUAUUAGGGUUAGAGUGGGGGCCGGUGUAGGAAUUACGUUUGAACGGAAAUAUUUCAACCUUCAAGAACCUAAUACUCCAAUCUGUGAUACACAAUUAUAACUCAAUAUGCUUAAUUCAAUUUGUUCAAAUCAAUGAAUUAAAUAGAUUGAUAUUUAUCAGAAAAAUAACCUGAUUCUGAUACAUGUACAUGUGAAUGAUACGGUCGAUAGGACAUUUUCAUCCUUGAACUAGAACAUUCAUUGCAUGAAUUCUUUGAAAGUUUUAUGGCAAAUCUUUAUUUCUUUUGUUAUAUAGGAAUGGAAGCCGAUAUUUUUUAUUCAGUUUUUUUCUUUUAUGAUGAAAUUAUUUAUAAUGCUUAUUAAUUUUCUCUUCAAUAAACCAUUCCAAUUGUC